AUGAAUCAUAAUCAUGAGCUAUUUAUUAUUUCUUCAAAAAGAAAAAAGAUUAAAGGAAAAUUUGCUGUAAAUAGGAAAUGUAUGAACCAAGUUUGGUCAAUUGAUUUGGCUCGAGAGAUGUCAAAUGCUAUUUAUCUUUUUGAUGCACGUUACGUCACGGAUUCCAAAACGUUCUUUUCCAUCUUUUUCGAAUAA
Molecule: messenger RNA, 195 nt
Organism: Funneliformis caledonium
Lineage: Eukaryota; Fungi; Glomeromycota; Glomeromycetes; Glomerales; Glomeraceae
Source: the annotation of a GenBank genome assembly